UAGGCCCCACCCCCUCGCGCGCAGCUCGGAAACAAAAUGGCGGUGGCGCGGCGGCCUGGUCCGGGCUCUUAAAGGAGCCGCUCCCCAUGUUUGUUAUAUGACCUCUGGGCAAUGAAGAAGGCCUCGCAACAAAGAACAUCACCCAAAAAAACACAGAUGUCACCCUCUCGUACCCCAAGUCCAAUGUCUACUGUCAGCUCAAGCACCAGGUCACCAUCUCCUCUCAGCAGGCAGGGAACUACAGCUAAUUACAAACCCAGAGGCCAGAGACUUCAACAACUUGAUGUUGCAGGGGAAAGUGAUGUAGGAGCUUCUUUUGAAUACCAGAGUAAGAAAGAUGAAGAUAGCCCAGGUGUUCGGUAUAUUACAGAGUCAUUGAUUAAAAACCUGUCCAAACAGGAAAAUUUGGCAUAUGUAAACUCACUGAAUCUUUCUCUUGGUAAGGAUUUGGACAAAAAGUUUAAGUAUAUAGAAAAUUUGGAAAAAUGCUCUAAACUAGAAGUACUAAAUCUCAGUAACAAUCAAAUAGAGAAGAUUGAAAAGCUGGAUAAACUGCCAAAGUUACGUGAACUCAAUUUGUCCUACAACAAAAUCAGUAAAAUUGAAGGUAUAGAACAUAUGCAGCAUCUUCAAAAGCUGAACCUUGCAGGGAAUGAAAUAGAGCAUAUUCCUGUGUGGGUAGGAAAGAAAUUAAGGUCCUUGCGCAUCCUUAAUUUGAAAGAAAAUAAAAUAUCCUCACUCCAUGACAUAGCUAAGCUGAAGCCACUAAAAGACUUGACUUCUCUAUUUCUGGCAAACAAUCCAGUUGUAAAUCUGCCUCAUUAUCACCUGUAUACCAUAUUCCACCUGAGGUCACUAGAAAACCUUGAGGGACAACCAGUGACAAAUCACGACAGGCAGGAGGCUCUCGAGAGGUUCAAUUUAGAAGAGAUAGAAAAGUUAGAAAGAGAUUUGGAGAAAACAGUAAAAGAGAUGGAGGACCUUAAAAUUAAACAGUCCCAAGUGCUUGAGCAACUUCAACAUCAAGAUGAGGCCAACAGAUCAUUAAAAGAAAAGGCCCUGCAACAGAAACAAAGCUAUAAAGAACUUCAGAGGGACCUAGACACCAAAAAUGAACUGCUAAAGCAGAAGACUGUGGAGUUAACCCGAGCCUGCCAGAAGCAAUAUGAAUUGGAGCAGGAACUGGCUUUUUAUAAGAUUGAUGCCAAAUUUGAGCCAUUGGGUUACUUUCCAUCAGAGGAUGUUGAACUUGAUGAUGUACCUGGUGAAAGCCCUUACAUCGGUAAAGCUAGAUACAAGAGAAACAUGUAUACCAGAGAAAGUUACAUUUCUAAUAAAGCGCAGCAAAUUCAAGUUAGAAAAAUAGAAGUAGAUGAAGAUGAUCUACAUAGGAACCAAGAACUUAAAUCACAGCUUCAUCAAACUCUAGAUAGAGAACUAGAAGAUAAAGAAAAAAAGAUACAAGAAGCGCAAGGAAGAUUAGCAGAAUUGCAAAGUGAAAUAGUAAAUGGAGAACAACAAGUUUUGAAAGCAACAGUGGAGCUUAAACAACUUCAGGAUGCUUUGGCUCAGAAAAAAAUUUCAGAAGCCAAUACAGAAGAUCUUCAACAGCAAUUAAAUGUUAAAAUACAGCUCUUAAAUCAGUUACGAGAUGAAGCUUUGGAAUUGGAAAAACAGAUGGAAAAACAGAGACAAGAAAUGGGGAAAAAGCAGAAGGAGAUUGAAGAUUUGCAGAGCUUUAUAGAUUCUUUAGAUCCUAAAGAUCCGAGACAUGCUCACAUGAAGGCUCAGAAAGCAAGUAAAGAGCAGCAACUUAAUAUGAUGAACAAGCAUUACAAAGAACUUGCAAGUCGCCUGGAUGAGAUGCUUUCUCGGAUCGCUAGGGAAGCUGAGGAAAUUAAGGACUUGGAGCAGCAGCUCACAGAUGGUCAAAUAGCAACAAAUGAAGCACUGAAGAGGGAUUUAGAAGGAAUUAUCAUUGGGCUACAGGAAUACCUUGAAAGUAUAAAGGGUCAGGCUAAGCAAGCCAGUGAUGAAUGUAAGGAGUUACAAAAAGAUAAAGCAGCUUUGCUACAGAGGUUGGCUGAACUGGAAGAGGAAAGAAGCCAGCUGGAAAUAGUUGCCAUGGAUGCAGAAAACAUGAGAAAAGAAAUUACAAAGCUAGAAACUGCACUCCUCAACCAGCGUGAAAUAAAUGAUUCUCUCAGAGAGGCACAAGGGGAUCUCAGUGCAUAUGAGGCUGAACUGGAGGCUCAGUUGAAAGAUAGAGAUGCUGAAGCCAAUCAACACAAGGAAGAGCUGGAGAGACUGAAACGACUUAGUCAGAUAGAGCUCUCAGCUCUGCAAGAUGAACUUGAAAAAGAAAAGCAGGCACUGGAAAAUGCUCUAACCAAAGCACAGAUGUCAGAAGAGAAGGAACAGGAAAACAAUAAGCUACUCUCCCAGCUCAAACAAGUGCAGGGAGACAAUAACCUUUUGAAGCAACAGCUUAAAGAUCUUCAAAAUCAGCUAAACCAUGCAAUUGAUAACUUAAUUCAUCCUGAAGAAGUCUUAGCUCGUGUAAGUGAACUCAAACGAAAAUUGCAGACAGGAGCUGGAGAUAUUAGAUGUCAUAAUUCAACUGAUGCUUUAGGAAAAAGCCUCGCAGACCUGCAGAAGCAAUUCAGUGAAACCCUUGCUCAUUCACAGCAAGAAAAAGAGGAGGCAUGGGCUAGACAGAGGCAGCUACAAGAAGAGCUGGCAUCUCAGCAAGAUAAAUUGGAAGAUUCAAAGGAAAAAUACAGACAGGUUAAAUCUGAGAAGAGGCAGAGUGAGACUAGGCUUCAUCAGUUAGAGAAGAAAAUUCAACACUUACAUGAAAAAAUAAAAAGCAUGGAAGAAAUACAGGGCCUUGCAGAUCAACAGCUUCAAGAAGCUGAUGAGGAAAAGGAGAAAAUACUUGCUCAGCUGGAAGAUUUGGAGAAUAAGAAAAAGCUGGAGGAUGCCAAGGCACAAAUGCAACUUCUUGGGCUAGAUAAAGAACUGAAGGAAUUAAAGAAAGCAAUAGUUGCUUCGGAUAAGUUGGCAACCACUGAACUCUCUCUUGCCAAAGAUCAGCUGAGGGCUCUUCAUGGAACCGUUCUCAAAAUUAACCAAGAGCGAGCUGAGGAAUUUCAGGAAGCAGAGGAGUUCUGUAUGCAGGCAGCUCAUGCAGCUCGUGAUCUUGCCCGAGCAGAAGCAGAAAUUGAAUUGUUGCAACAACUUCUAAAAGAAAAGGAAGAACAGUUUCAGCAUGAAAUGGAGAGAGCUGAUGCUGAGGCUGUUGCAUCAGAUUUUCAGAAGUUUGAUCUUGAUAAAUUAAAUCGGACUCUGGAACAUCAGAAAGCAGAAACUGAACGACUACGAAGGUUAUUAGAUAAUGCUAGGGCAGGUAACAAGGAUGAAAUACACAGCUUACUGGAUGAGAUAGCAGCACUCAGACAUGCCCUUUCUUAUCAGAAUGAUUACAUCAGCAGUAUAGCAGAUCCAUUCAAAAGAAGAGGAUAUUGGUAUUAUAUGCCACCUUCAUCAGAAGUCUCCACUCCUGGUUCUUACAGCACAAAAGACUCUGGAGUUGGCUUGCAGUGUCCUGGCUCAUCCCCAGCUAGAAAGGCCCAUGGUCAAGGCAAGCAGAUCAGGAAGGAAGACUCUGCCUCACCCACUGCAAGAGGAUAUUGGGUGUAUUCACCAGUUAGAAGCAGGUUGCACAAAUCAGAUUCCAAUAAAAAUGGAAGAGAUGAAGAUAGUGGGGGAGAUGACGAAACAAAUGUUCCCAGGGAGCCUCCCUUUGUACCGCCUCCUGGUUCUGUUAUUUAUACCGUACUUCCUGAUGGUGGCCCUGUACCCCAGGGAACAGUAGUUUAUGGACCGCCUCCUUCCGGACCAGUGAAUGGUAGACCAGUUGCACCUGGAACAGUUAUCUAUGGACCACCUCCUGCUGGAACUCAUGUUGUUUAUGGCCCUCUUCCUGCUAACUUUUCUGUGCCCCUCAUUCCUUUUGGAGUGCUUCACUGCAAUGUUCCUGAGCAUCAUGACAUGGAAAAUGAAAUCUCAAGACUUGAAGACAUUGUAUAUCACUUAAGGUCUCAGAAACGGGACUAUACGUGGCCAGGCAUGUCUGUACAUAAACAUAAUAAAGAAAUGGAAAAACUGCAUCAGAAUAUUGACAAUCUUCUAUGUGAGAGGGAAGAACUGGAACGCGAAGUAGCAGAACUACGUACAGCAGCUGAGAAACGUAGCAAACGCAAGAACUUCAUUGAAGGGCAUAUUGACAGCCUUAUUACAGAACUAGAGUUAGAAAAAUCUCUCAAGCACCAUGAGGACAUCGUGGAUGAAAUCGAAUGCGUAGAACAGACUCUUCUGAAACGACGGGCAGAGCUUAGGGAGGCAGAUCGACUUCUUGCAGAAGCUGAAAACGAACUUGAAAGUACCCGGGGGAAGACCAAAGACACUAUUCAAAAGUACAAUCAUGCCAAACAGCAUUUGUCUCGCACCGAAGCUGAGGCAGAGGAGUUAGAGCGAAGGGCUCAGGAGAUGACUGUUAAGCUUGUGAAAGCAGAUCAGCAACUAAGGUUACUCCAAGCAGAUGCAAGGGAUUUAGAACAGCACAAGAUUGAACAAGAAGGUAUCUUGAAGGAAAUCAAUAGAGUCAUGUCAUCGAGAGAUUCUGAGUUCCAGUCCUUAAGCCAGAAGAUAGAAAUCUUGACGGAAAGUCUUCAGAAGCUUCAAGCAGACAUUCAGGUUGCAGAAGGUAAUGAAGAUCAUCAUCUCCAGAUCCUUAAAGAAGCAGAAAAUGUUCUUCAGGGCAAGAAAAAUGAGCUGGAAAGGUUAACAGAUCAGAUAACCACUCAGCAACAAGAGCUGGUGCUCUUGGACCAAGAGCUGGAUCAAAGGAAAGAAGAGUUGCGUCUCCUUCAAGACUGCAUUGCCCAAAGGAAAGCAGAUCUCAAAGAAGCUCUUCAAGAUGGGGAGACGGACGUGACUGAAAAACGACAACAGAUAAGGGACGUGAGGUGUCAGCUGGAAGAACUGAGCAUGCAGAAAGGAGAACUGAAUGCCCAGAUAAAUGAAAAAAGAACACAGCUUUCCCUUAUAAAGCAAGACACCGGGAGAGAGGAAGAAAAUCUGCAAGGAAUUCUUGGACAAAUUGCUAAGCACAAAACGGAACUGAAGCAUGUUCUGGAAAUGUUGCAGCUAGAAAACAAUGAACUGCAAGGUUUGAAACUACAACAUGACCAAAAGCUUAAUGAAUUGGAAAAGACUCAAGUUGCAUUGCUGGAAGAGAAAUUAGAGAUAGAGACUCUCCAGCGAGUGGCCCAGCGCCAGCGAGGGGAAGUAGAGUGGCAGAGGCAGCUACUGGAGAAAAACCAGCAUGAAAACGAGCAGUUAAUGUCACAGGUGCAUGCUCUGCAAAACAGCACUGAAUCUUUGAACAGAGAAAAGCAGCAGCUUGAGGAAAACUGUCAGAGCUUGGAAAUAAAGUUGUCACAAACCAAAAGAAAUUUAGCUACUACUGAAGAUAGCAGCAAAGCUGCACUGUCCAAUAUAGAGAAAAUGGGGUUGGAUGUCAGAAAAUUGCAACAGGAAAUUGAACGAAUAAAGAAGCAAAAAAAAUCACUGGAUGGAGACGUGACAGUAAUACAGCAACAAAUUCAAGAAAAAAAGGAAGAGCUUGAAAUACUGAAGGAAGAACUAAAUUACUCCAGGCAACAAGUUCAGCUGGCAGAGCAGGAUCUGAAAAAUACCACGAAGCGCCAGGACGAGAUGCUUAGAGAACAGGCAACCCUACAAGAAAUCACCAGUGAAUGUUUAAGGAAGUGUAAAGAUUGCCAAGAGAAACAGAAAAGGAAGGAGAACCAAUUACAGCAGCUCCAGAGAGAGAUUGAAGAGAGGGAAAUGGAAGUGGCCAAACAAGAAAUGAUUCUUCAACGCCUCAAGAAAGACUCUGAGUCUGAAGAGAAAAAAUUAGUUGAAUGUACAACUAAAUUGAAAAAUCAGAAACAAUUACUGGAGCAGGAGCUAACAGACCAGCAAAAUAUAUUGGAACAAGCAAUUGCAAAAGUAAGAAUGACGGAAGAAAGGAUCGGGAAACUGGAGAAGGAGGAGAGCUGGUGGGCGGCACUUGAAGAAAAAGUCCAAGAAACCAGUCAUGAGCUCUCAGAGAAAGAGUUGCAGUUACAGGAAAAAAACAAAGAAAUGGUAUCCCUCCGAGAAGAACUUGGACUCUUGAGAGCAGAGCUAAACCGUCUCCAAGAUCAGAUCAUGUCAGAGAGGGAAAAAGCAGAAAAACAAGUCAUCUGUCUGAAGGAAGCCAUUAAAACCCAAAGGACCCAAUUUGAGAGAGAACUGCAUGAACAAAAGCAUAAAAACAACUAUCUGAGGAAAGAAAUGGCAGCUGUAGAACAAGUGGCUCAAGGCAACCACAAACGAGCUGAACGCUUGAUCAAGGAGCUCGGCCAGAUCCAGCAGGAUUAUCUGGACCUCAAGGCACAGAUUCAAACACAAGAAGAUUUGGAAAAAAGACAGCAAGAAAUAAAGGAUGCAGUGAAGAUGCUUAAAUUGGAGGUGAAAGAUGAAAUCCGCACUGGGCUUAAAUCAAGCCCCUCUCCUCCCGAGCUGCUGGAUGAUCUGGAAGCAGAUUUUGAAGUAAAGGAAGGGCUGCAGUGUGAAUUAGAAGAUUUAAAGGAGAAUUUCCCAUUUGCAUCUAAUGAAGAAAGACAGCUGUUGUUUGAAGAGAGACUUAAUUUAUCCAAAGUCCACCUAAUGGAUGAACACUGGCGUGGAGAAGCGCUCCGGGAAAAGCUGCGUCACCACGAAGAUCGGCUCAAGGCUCAGCUGCGACAUUGCAUGUCCAAGCAAGUGGAAGUAUUAAUUAAAGGAAAACAGCAAACAGAGGGGACCCUGCACAGCCUGAAGAGACAAGUCGAUGCGCUAGACAAACUGGUCUGCAGCGCUUCUUCAGACUCCCUGUUACUCUCCCAAAGCUCCUCGGGGCUCCUAUCCUCCCUUCACGAUGAUCUUGACCUUACAAAGAACCAGGCUGCUCUGACGGGAGUCGUCCAGUCCCCCGAGAGAACGACAGAGAGCAUUUCCCAAGUUGCGAUGCCGUACACAAGGACUCCCUCAGUAAAGCCUGGCGACCAAUGUUGAUCUGUGAAACCAGUGGAAUGGUGAAGAACCAGACUGUCCUUCUAGUACUUGACCUCUUACAGCCUGAAGACUGCUACCUCAUUAGCUGUGAAGUCUCCUUCCAGCCACUUGUUAAGAAAGCCUGGCCCUGCAUCCCUGAGUAAUCCUUUUGUACUAAUACUGUAAAAGUUUGUAUGGUUAUGUAACUACUGAGUCAUUAAUGUUAUAUUAUGCCAAUUAUGUUAACUGUGAGAAGAGGAACUGCUGCAGUCACUCAAAACUCUCAGUUCACUUUUUGUGGGUUUAAUAUGUGUUGUGCCUAAUAUUUUGACAUGCAAAUUUGAUGACAAAGGAACAGGCAUCUGGUGUCAGGAAAUGCAUUAGUCCUUUCAAAUCAGAUUACUUUGGAAUAUUUUCUUAAAAAAAAUAAAAGGGUUGUAUCGACUA
Messenger RNA from Gavialis gangeticus (Gharial), 7593 nucleotides. RefSeq names its product centriolin (gene CNTRL). The record is from RefSeq and is a predicted model, not a curated record. NCBI's taxonomy places the organism in Eukaryota, Metazoa, Chordata, Crocodylia, Gavialidae. Bases 112 to 7167 code for a protein of 2351 amino acids. Gene Ontology annotation, molecular function: protein binding. The transcript is spliced from 44 exons.